AUUUAACCAUUGAAGAAUUAAAACAAGAAAAAAAUGUAUUUUAUAAGUUUGUCAGUUCUAUUAAUCAGCUUUAUUGCAUUAGCAAAAUCAAAUAUCGAAAUUUCUCCUUUUAUGUCGGCUGGAACUGAGGUUCAAUUUGCAGAACUUCCGUUUUUGAUAUCAAUUCAACAAGGUUCCGUUCAUCUCUGCACAGGAUCCUUAAUAAGUGAAAAAUUCAGCCUCUCAUCCGGUCGAUGUAAUUCGUAUCGCAACAUUUCACUCUUGACAAUCGAAUAUGGAAGUUCAGUUAUUAAUCCAGGAAAUAAAACGAGGCAAAACAUUGUCGGAGUCUCAAAAAUAAUUUUUCAUCCGAAUUUCAAUUUUACAACUAUCGAGAAUGACAUUGUAAUUAUUGAAUCCACAUCGGAAAUUAGACUUACUGACUUCUAUGAAGCUUAUGCACAUAUCGCUUCGAGUGGUGCCAGAUUUUCGAGUGGAAUGGUUGCUACACAUGCAGGUUGGGGUGAUGUGGCUCCCAACGUCCGCAGCAAAGUCCUCCAUCGAGCAAAUCUAAGAAUACUUUCGCAAGCUGAAUGCAUUGAAGCUGCUGGUGAGACAAAAUAUCCAUUUUUCAACACCAUUUGUGCUAUGGAUGAGAGUGUUGUCUGUGCUGGUGACUUAGGUGCUCCAUUGCUUGUGAAUCGAGUUGUUGUCGGUAUUUCGUCAUUUAGGAAUGGCAAUGAGUGUGUCAGUACACCUGGAAGAUAUCCGAAUGCUUAUAUUGGUGUCUCUUUUUAUACUCGAUGGAUUGAGGAAGUAACUGGAAUUAGUUAUCGUGUUAAUACUUUUUUGAGUAGAAAUUGAUGAAAUAAAGUUAAUAUUUUUUGAGU
Messenger RNA from Chironomus riparius, 869 nucleotides. NCBI's taxonomy places the organism in Eukaryota, Metazoa, Arthropoda, Insecta, Diptera, Chironomidae. The record is from the annotation of a GenBank genome assembly.